CAGUCGCACCUCUUCCCUUGUCGCGUCUUCAACCUGACAUCAUUUCCAUCUCUCCACCAACAUUCCAACACCGACAAAUUGUCAAAAUAGCUGUUUCUUCGAACGCAUUUCCCCUGCAUUGCACCGCCAUCGCAGCGAGCUUCCGACAUCAUGGCCCGCCGUUCAGCGCGCCUGGCGAGCGCCCAAAGGGCGAUGAAGCCGUCCCAUGAGGAACCAGUCCUAGCUGCCGUCGCCGAGCGAGAUGACACUCCCGCCGAGAGUGCCGCGGUUCAAAACAUUGAUGCUGUCGUUGCGUCCCCAGCCCCAGGUCCCGGCCCAACUCCUACCAAGCUGCCCGCGACACCAGCUGGCAAGGUUUCUCGCAUUAAACCUCCUGCCACAGAAAUGCAUCCUGCCAAAUACCAUCCGACCAUGGCGCCACCUUCGUCCGGUCUGCGUCUAGGCUUCACCGACAUUGUCAAGCCCACUUCUUCUCGCAGCGAUGCACUUCCCGGCGCCAUUCAAUCUACACCCACCAAGAUUGCAGUCCCAUCUUCCUCUUUUACAUUCAGACAAUCCGGUCACUUAGAUAAGAAACUCGGGCCUGAGGCUCAGCGCAUGAUGGACCAAAUCCGCGAUCAGGCCGCCAAAAUCAAAGUCGAGUUGGUCGCCCAGCGCGAGGCAGAGAAGGCCGAAGAAGAGCAGAUUAAUAAUCGCAAAAUUGCUACUGCCAAAGGCAAGGCCGGCCGUUUCAGCUCAGCCCAUAUGAACGAGUUCAAGAAAAUGGACUCGAUCGCGAACCAUCCCUCAGCCUUCAGAGCCCAGUCGAGCCGCAUUACACCACUCAAACAAGGCGUCAAGCGCAGCCAAUCCAAGGCCAAUCUCGACGAACCCGAGCAUGCUCGUUCUAAGCAGUCCACUCCAGUCUCGACGAUUCCCAAGGCCAAUCAGCGUGUUGACGAGGUCGAGUCUCCUAUCAAGCGUGCUCGUCAGCAUAUCGAGGACGAUGCCACGACGAAGCGUCCAAUUUCACGAGAUGCGAGCGCAAUUCCGAUGCCCAAGUCGUCUUCUAACAUGGCCCUACCUCGGUCCAAAUCUAAUCUUGCAUCGUUGAUGACCCCAACCAAAUCUUCGCUUGCUCGAUCGAGCAGCACCAUUGCCAAGACCCCUGUACGUGGCUCGCUUCUUCGUUCACCCUCCAAGCCUGCGCUGGGCGGUCUUAUCAAGUCUGCCACGACGAGCAACAUUGCGGCCGUUACUGCCGUUGAGAAGGAGACGACGAAGACGGUUGAGGUCAAAAGCUCAAAGGCGGUGCUUUUUACCACUGAUGAUCUCAAGAGCCCCAAGGCAGGUGUUUCGACAGCCGAGCCCAAGAGUCCCGAGGUGGCCGUCGAGGUCAAGACCCCCAAGAGCCGCUUCGAGCAGGUCAAGUCUCUUUUCCGCCGCUCCCAGGCCAGUGCUGCGAAGCCUAAAAGCACUAUUCCGAUGCCCUCUACUCUUGGUUCCAAGACACCAGCCCCUCCUCGUCUGGAAAAGGAGCUUCCUCCAGUCCCCAUGACCACCCCUGCCCGCAAGCUCACUAAGCGUGUGGCUUUCACCCCCGACACUCAACAUGCUGCGAUGGCUCAGAACUCUCCAUCGCCGGUCAAGUCUGGCGUCCCCGUUCCCGCUGUCAGGCAGCCACUUGGAGAGGUCCACUACCCAUCGUUGGACGGCGUCCUGGCUGAGCAGAGCGCCGAGGAUGUGUCUUACCCCGACCUCUCCACCGUCCGCCCCCUCCCAGAUGCGCCCACCGAAACCAAGGCCCCCUCCGCCGAGCCAUCCGUCCCAGGCACAUUCUCCUUCCGCGGCGACCACACCAUCAGCUUCGGCGGUCCAUCCUCUUCAUUCGGCUUCUCCCCCGGGCAAGCUAGCAUCCGCCCCGUCCGCCCAUCUAUUCUGCCCACGGAGAACAUGCCCGGCAGCUUCCCCCGCACUUCAUCGUCGACGACGGUUUCAGACAAGGAGAAUGAAGCCCCGCGCACGGUGUUUGCCGCUCUGCCUCAUGGCAUGACGAACAAGAAGCGACAUCGGGUUACGUCGGAUGAGGAGGAGGAAGAAGCGGAGCGAGAGGCGGCGGAUAGGGCGGCCAAGAAGAGGAAGCAAGUUCCCGAGGGGGAUGCGUUGCUUGCUCCGAGGCUGGUUGCCGCGAGCGCGAAGAAGACGGGGAUGCAAAAUGCUAGUCCUAGGAAGAUGGCGGCUUUGCCUGGUCGCGCGCCCGGGACGCCGAGCCCGAUGAAGAAGAAGACUACGGGGGGUGGGAUUAGUCUUAGUCGGUUGCAGGCUUUGUCGAGGCCAAAGGUGAGGAAGUAAAGACACUCCCACUUGGACUUGUCUUGCCAUGCCAAUCACUUGGCGUUUGCUGCCGGUGAUGAAGCAUAUUGUUGGGAUAGGGCAGUCGGUGGCUUUUCGAUACGGGGGAGCUUUGGGCGUUGUGGGUGACACCACAUUCUUAGUUAGCCUUGACGAAGAAAAGCUUC
Messenger RNA from Podospora pseudocomata, 2498 nucleotides. RefSeq lists its product as uncharacterized. The record is from RefSeq and is a predicted model, not a curated record. Bases 151 to 2331 code for a protein of 726 amino acids. Lineage: Eukaryota; Fungi; Ascomycota; Sordariomycetes; Sordariales; Podosporaceae. The transcript has 2 exons.